This is a messenger RNA of Carica papaya (papaya), 2749 nucleotides long. Its product is annotated as mechanosensitive ion channel protein 3, chloroplastic. NCBI's taxonomy places the organism in Eukaryota, Viridiplantae, Streptophyta, Magnoliopsida, Brassicales, Caricaceae. The record is from RefSeq and is a predicted model, not a curated record. Gene Ontology annotation, biological process: transmembrane transport. Gene Ontology annotation, cellular component: membrane.
AGCGGAAACCAGAGAGGAAGAAGACGCACUCGGCGCACGUUAUGAGAAUGCCAAGGCGCCGCGUAAAGUAACUAGAAUGUAAAUGAUGAACUCGCGGGUCCACCGGAACGGAUUUUUUCAUCCGGAUCCUUGAAACUUGAUUGGGCCACGUUCUUGAGUAGACUUUUCAAGCGCGGUGUAUGUUAGCAGGAAGCAAACUCAUUUUGGGUUUCUUUUCCGUAAUGCUUGCAACUUUCUUCAUUAAUGUCCGGUUUCUGUGAGAGGAAAGUGUCGGAGAAGCUAAAGACAAUUAUCCAGCUUUUGGCGCUCAACCAGGAAAAUUGCGAAUUAUCGUUUGUGUACUUGUAUCGAAACAGCCAAAUCCCUUGGCACCAGAGGCAAAGCAAGUUUGAACUACGUUAUGAUAUUGAGAUUAUCAUAGUGUCAACACCUUUCCAAGCAUGGUUUAUUCUGCUUCACUACAACUUUCUCGUGAAUUCAAAGUCCGCAAUCAAUAUAGAUACAGUGAGCAAUAUAUUAAUGCAGCUGGAAAAAGUCGGUAUCAUUUUGUCAAGAUCAAUCUCUCAUCACAUGCUAUGCGACAGGAUGAUGGGAGCAUCCACCUUUUUAACUGCAUACGUGGGCCAAUAGUUCCUGUAUCUGCCAGGUGCAAUGUUUUUCUUUGUCGAUCUAUUCUAGCACCAGGUGGAGGAAAUGAAAUUCCUAUUGUUAGAUCUGCUGCAAUGCUUUUUUCAAGGUCUUAUGAUGCUUUUCGUGGAAGUCCUCUUGUACUUAGAUUGAUCCCAGCAGUUGGUAUUCUUCUGUUUGCUACAUGGGGUGUUGGGCCGCUCAUUCGUCUUGGGCGUAUUUUCUUCCUUAAUAGGACUGAUGUUAAUUGGAAGAAAAGUAGGACACAUUAUGUUAUGACCUCAUAUCUUCAACCCUUGCUGCUAUGGGUUGGUGCAAUACUUGUCUGCAGAGCUGUAGACCCAGUCGUAUUGCCUUCCGAAGCCAGCCAAGUUGUUAAGCAACGACUUUUGAAUUUUAUACAGUCAUUAUCAACAGUGCUGGCAUUUGCAUAUUGUUUGUCAAGCUUGAUUCAACAGGCUCAAAAAUCCUUUAUGGAGACAAAUACAUCGAGUGAGGCAAGAAGUAUGGGUUUUGCUUAUGCGGGAAAAGCUGUUUACAGUGCUGUUUGGGUUGCUGCCAUAUCAUUGUUCAUGGAGUUGCUGGGGUUCUCUACCCAGAAAUGGCUGACUGCUGGAGGUCUUGGCACAGUGUUGCUCACCCUUGCUGGUCGUGAGAUAUUAACAAAUUUUCUUUCGAGUGUGAUGAUCCAUGCAACACGGCCAUUUGUUGUGCACGAAUGGAUUCAGACCAAGAUUGAAGGCUAUGAAGUUUCUGGUACAGUUGAGCAUGUGGGUUGGUGGUCACCAACAAUUAUAAGAGGCGAUGAUCGCGAAGCAGUUCAUAUUCCAAACCAUCAAUUUACUGUAAAUGUUGUGAGGAAUCUUAGCCAAAAGACCCAUUGGCGUAUCAAGACCUAUCUUGCUAUCAGUCACUUGGAUGUCAAUAAAAUCAAUAAUAUCGUGGCUGAUAUGCGCAAGGUUUUGGCAAAAAAUCCUCAAGUUGAGCAUAAAAAAUUGCACAGGAGAGUUUUUCUAGAAGAUAUAGGUCCAGAAAACCAAGGUCUCAGGAUUCUGGUAUCCUGCUUUGUAAAGACCUCACAUUUUGAAGAAUACCUCUGUGUUAAGGAAGCAAUACUUCUGGAUCUUUUUAGGGUAAUCAGCCAUCACCGAGCCCGACUUGCCACUCCAAUCCGCACAGUGCAGAAAAUGCACCGUGAGGCUGACUUGGAAAAUGUACCCUUUGCUGAUAUUUUCACUCAAGCAUCUACUUACAGUCCAAUGAUCCUAAUCGAGACCUCUUAUAAAAUCAAGGACGACGAAAAAGUUAAAUCUUCUACUCAUUCCCUGCAAACAAAUGAAGAAAAAGACUUGAAAGAUGAAGCACCUUCAACAUCUGACCCCAAGGCAGAUGUAGAGUCUGAUUUAGCAUCGACUCUUGAUUCCAAAAGAGAAAAGGUCAGAUCAGCUUCAAGCUUGAAGGUUGCAGUGCCGACAUCUGAUUUUCCAAGUGGGGAUUUGGUGCUGGAGAAUUCACGCCAAACCAUCUCCGAAGAGCUGAGAAAUGAAAGCACGGGAGGGGGAGGGACAGAAGACGAGAAAAGUGGAUUGAAUUCAGAUGAUUCCUUUACAACAUGGAAUGCAUCAGAAAUGUCAGAAUCUGGCAGUGGAAAAAGUGAUAACUUUUCAGCUGGCAUACCGGAAAAGCAAGAUACAGAGAGGCAGAUUUCAUCAGCAUCUGUGUUCAGACCUCCGCUAGAUGACAACAUAGUUCUUGGUGUUGCGCUGGAAGGCUCAAAACUGACUCUUCCAAUCGAGGAAAUAUCUGUGCCGUCCGGACAGGAUGAGACAAAGGAAUUAGCUGCUCACUGGAAUGGGAAUUGUUCUCCUAACCUCGGCAAGGACAAGAGAGAUGGUACCAGCCAAAAUGAUUAGGUUGGGUACAUGAUAACAACGAUUAAAAUUGUAACAUUAUCAAAUCGAAGUAUGCUGAAAUUGCAUGCAGCUGCCUUUUUUAAGCUGGAGUCAUGCAGUAUAUAUAUAUGUAUAUCAUUGGGGUGAAGAACUGUAAAUACUUGUUAACCAAAACAUUUGUAGAUGCAUUGAUUACUGCUCUCCAGUGAUUAAUGAUUAAUUUUAAAUUA